AUGCCUCAACGAGCAACAGGACUCGAUCACGUCUCCUUCCACGUCCCACCAUCCAGGUACGAGGAAGUGGUGAAAUGGUACACCGCAGCGCUCGCCCCAAUCGGCUACUCCAAGCAAUUGGAUUUUGGCGUUGCUUGCGGUUUUGGAAUCGACAAGGCGUCCGCUGAUUUUUGGAUCGGCUCCAAAGAGGGACCAGAGAUCAGUGGUUUACACAUCGCGUUCAAGGCGACGGACCAUGAGACGGUAGACAAGUUCCAUGCCGAAGCCAUUAAGGCCGGUGGUACUUGUAAUGGAAAGCCUGGCAUUCGUGAGAUGUAUCAUCCGAAUUACUAUGGGGCGUUCGUGUUUGAUCCCAUGGGGAACAAUAUUGAAGUUGUUGACCAUCAGGCCCAUUAG
Molecule: messenger RNA, 396 nt
Organism: Aaosphaeria arxii CBS 175.79
Lineage: Eukaryota; Fungi; Ascomycota; Dothideomycetes; Pleosporales
Product: Glyoxalase/Bleomycin resistance protein/Dihydroxybiphenyl dioxygenase
Exons: 2
Coding region: 1-396 (131 amino acids)
Source: RefSeq, a predicted model, not a curated record